AUGGAAUGGUUGGAGUCUCAAGGAAUAGAAUUGUCGAAGGAAGAGGAAUUGCCGAUAGAUCCAUACACAGAAAAAGAACGAUGGAAAUCCGUGCAGCCGCCGAAGAGGUUGAAAUCUUACGACGACGCUCUUCGACGUUUUCUAGAAUACGACGGAAAAGUUCUUGCCUUUAACGCGGUGUGGGAUGAUCGUGAUUCAGUAAAUGGUGAACUUGGCGAAUACAAGCUACUAUAUUUUCUUCAAGAUGAUACCAUCGCCAUAAAGGAGCUUCAUGACGGUAGAGGUGGGAAAGAACCGUUUCCAAUGCUGUUGAAGAAAACUAAACUGCCGAAAAAAUGGAAGGAGAAACCUGUAUCGUUUCCGUCCAUUGCAUUGGAGACUACUGAAGAUGAGGUGACGGAGUACUACGCGCCGCGAGACCUUAUCGUGGGUGAAACGAUCUUCGUGUUUGGCCGCCGCAUCUUACUCUACGACUGUGAUGAUUUCACUAGAAGAUAUUACAAAACUAUGUUAAAUAUUGAUCAGCCAUCAAGGAUUGAGAUACCUCGCGAGAAGCCGAAAGAAGUUGCUAAGGCGUUCCCACCGCAUAUUGGCAUUGGUGCGCCCGAGGAUACGCUGCAAUCUUGCUUCGGCUUAAUGCCUAAGCCACCUCACAAAGACAUCAUUAAAUACAAUCUCAACGCAAACAAGUACCUUCGCUAUCUUUGCGAGCUGGACUGGAUCCAUCCAGAGGAUAAGAAUAGAAAGUUCGUUCUAUCAUACAGUCUAGCAGACGGCACAAUCAAGAUUGGUGAGAUUCCACGUCGGAAUUCUGGAAUACGAGAAGGAAAAUUCUUAAGUUCAAUGCGGCUUCAGACGCCCGAUUCGGAUCCGAAUUUUCCUACAUAUUACACACCCGAUAAGUUCUAUAUAGGAGCAAUAAUACCUGUGUUCAAACAUCGUUUCAAGAUCGUGGGCUGCGAUCUUUUCGUGUAUAGAUACAUGAGCGCCAAUCCCGAGAAAUUCCCACAGGAGGUUAUCGACAACGUGCGCAACUAUCACAUGCGGGAGGGCAACCUAAAGGACGAGCUUGAGGAAGCAGUUAGAGAACAAGAAGAUACUGAAACACGCGCUCAGCUUGCCAAGAUUGGUCAAGCAGCAGUGGCGGAGCCCGACGCAAUGGAGCGCUGCUUGGCGGACCUACGCGUGGUGGAGGGCAGCGCCACGCCGCCGCGGCCGCCCACGCCGCCUGUGACAACUGAUCGCAUAUCAUAUGAGGACUCCUUGCGCGCUGCUAGACUCAGCAAGCCACCAUGUGACAACGUAUUACCACUGAAAGGCAUACUAAAAUCUGGCGAAGCACGUGAAGAUCAUCAGAAGAUAGUGUGCUUCAGUGGACCUACAGCUGGAGAACAUCCUGCAAAUAAUUCUGUGCCUGAAUAUUAUCCAGGUGUUCAACAAUUUAACGAAGAUCCGAACUUCUGUGACAAAUACAAAGACCCGGGUGCAGCAAAAAGGGCUGACCGACGAGCAAGAAAUGAAUGUCCUUAUGAAAUCUCACCCAGUGCACGAAUGCUCAGUGAUACAGAGGAUAGUGAUGAGCCUCGACUUCCAGGGUAUCUUGGCACGUAUGGUGUUGACUGCAAGGAUGUAACCGAUUACAUGCGUUUACCAAAGGACGCAUACGAACGCGUUAAGACGUUACGGCAGCAGAUACCGAGGAUAUCGCCGGAGGCAGAAAGGGUGGCCGGCUUUCCUAGAGAAGCUUCACCUCCACUUGAAAAUUGUAUGAAACCUCAGACAGAAGAAUAUAAUUCCUGUCCUCCGCACAAAGAAGAAGAUGUUGCCUUUAGUUGUCCGCACACUGAACCUAGAAUGCCUUGUUGCGAUCCCAGUAAAAGAGACGCUUUGUCUUCUUAA
Molecule: messenger RNA, 1899 nt
Organism: Parnassius apollo (apollo)
Lineage: Eukaryota; Metazoa; Arthropoda; Insecta; Lepidoptera; Papilionidae
Source: the annotation of a GenBank genome assembly